AUUCAUUUGAUACACACAUAACUAGUAAAAAUCGAUCGUACCAAUUUACGUAUUUUAAGAUAUAGUAUCUCCAAAUACUCUUCUCGUUCUAACUCUAAGCAAGCCGAAGAGAUGAACAUACCGAAUGGGAACGGACACCAUCAAAUUAAUAUCGUGAAUGCUUCACAUAGUCAGCCAUCACAAUUAUCACCAUCAAAUAUACCUCGUAGAGAUCUACUUGAUGGAGGAGAAAACUACAAAGCAAUUUGUGUUCCUUUGUAUAAAGCGAUAACAACCAACGAUUUUGAAGCUGCUAAGUUCAUUCUUGACAAGCGUCCAGAGUUGGUACAGUUUAGCAUCACUGAAAGUGGUGAAACAAUCAUUCAUGUUGCAGUAUUGGGAAAAUCAUGCUUGUUCGUGAAAUAUUUGAUGAGUUUGAUGACAAAGAAAGACUUGGAACUUCUAAAUGGAAAUGGUGAAACAACCCUGUGUUUAGUAGCUAGAACAGGAAAUGUUGAAAUAGCUAAGACUUUGGUGGAAAAGAAUGAGGGACUGAUAGAUAUCCCUAAUAGUCAAGGAAAGAUGCCCUUCCAAGUGGCUGCUUUAUAUGGAAGGCAUGAUAUGGUCGAGUACCUAUAUAGUAGUUCACAGAAAAUGAAUGGUCAGUUCUGGACACAUCAGAAUCGGAGUUCGGUUUUUGAGAAUUGCGUUGAGGCUAAUCUAUUUGAUGUCGCAUUUCAAAUAGUGAGCGACCUUCCGGAACUUGCAAUAAAUAGGAGUGUACUCAGAUCAUUGGCUCGAAAAACUCAUGCAUGUCUUCCUAUAAAACGAUACCCUUUAUACGAAGUCAUAUAUUUCUUCCUUUCAGUCAUUCACUUGUAUAAGGAGAAGGAAAGGAAGGCCUUGCUAUUAUUAAGGAUCAUUUUGAACGAGAUUUUGAAAUUGCCCAAGGCUGAAAUUGAUGAUUUAAUAAGAGGGCCACCCGAGGACGAUACAAAGCAAAAAUACCCUUCUCGAUUAUUAUUUCUUGCUGCAGAAAUGGGUAACACUGCAUUUAUAGUUGAGUUCAUUCGACAAUACCCACAUCUGGCCCUCGAGCUAAAUGAUGAUAACUACAGUAUAUUUCAUGUUGCUGUCAUGCAUCGUCAUCUGGGUAUCUACAAUCUAUUACUUGAGAAAGACCACACCAGGGAUUUGAUCAUUACUCUUGAAGACAAAAAUGGCAACAACAUUUUGCAUUUAGUUGGGGAGUGUGCUAAGGGUAAUAGACUAUCAGACAUCUCAGGAUUGGGCAUGCUAAAGGAACUAGAACUUCGGUGGUUUAAGAGAGUGGAGAGUAUACUCCCUGGUUAUCUUUACGAAAAGAAGAAUGCAAUUGGCCAGACACCCUACGAACUAUUCGUCAAGAACCACAAAGAUAUUUUUUUCGAAGAGGAAAAGUUGAUGAAAGGAACAGCCAGCCAAUUAAUGGUGGUUGCAGCACUUGUAACCACCAUCUCAUUUGCAGCGAUAUUUACAUUUCCAGGCGGAUACAGCCAAGAAGAUACCGGUAUUCCUAUCUUCCUUCCAAAAACUAUUUCCAAAAUCUUCAUAAUAUUCGAUGGCCUGUCAUUUUUAUUAUCGGCAACUUCAAUUCUGAUGGUCAUAGCUUUCAUUAUGUUUGAUCAUCAUGGCCAUAACGUAAUGACUUCAUCAUACCUCCAAAUCAUAUCUUCUAUAGUUUUAGUUUUUUGGUCUAUAGCAAGCAUUAUAAUAACUUAUCUUAUAAGCCUUUUCAUUCUUUAUCAAAGCCAUUCUCAAUGGAUACCAAUAUUAAUCACCAUUUUUGCUUUCAUGUCAUAUACGAUUUAUACCAUCACAAAUAUUAGUAGUCAACUUUACUUUAAAUCGUUGUCCUUUUAGACAUUGCCCUUUCCUCUCGAUGAAAUUCCAUUUUGAAUUGAUGUAUAUUUGUAUGGUUGUCAGCUGAAUGUGGAUGAUUUUGGUGAUGUAUUUUGUAGAGGCAUAUCAUGUCAAAUAUUUGUAA
Molecule: messenger RNA, 2005 nt
Organism: Cynara cardunculus var. scolymus (artichoke)
Lineage: Eukaryota; Viridiplantae; Streptophyta; Magnoliopsida; Asterales; Asteraceae
Product: ankyrin repeat-containing protein NPR4-like
Exons: 5
Coding region: 112-1881 (589 amino acids)
Molecular function (GO): protein binding
Source: RefSeq, a predicted model, not a curated record